AUGCAGAGUCUUGGCAAGAAGAACCACAGCUCUGUGUCUGAGUUCCUUCUCCUUGGCUUCUCCAGUGAGUUGCAUGUCAGAACCGCCCUGUUCACUUUCUUCCUCCUUCUCUACAUCAUCACCCUUCUGGGCAAUGGACUCAUCAUCACCCUGAUCUACCUGGAUUCACACCUCCACACACCCAUGUACUUCUUCCUCAGCAUCCUCUCCUUGGUGGACAUAAGCUAUGUCACCACCACUGUGCCCCAAAUGUUGGUUAAUAUGGUGUGUCCAAGGAGGAUGAUCUCCUGGGGAGCUUGUGUAGCCCAGAUGUUCAUUUUCUUGGUCCUGGGUAUUGCUGAGUGUGUCCUCUAUGCCGUUAUGGCCUACGACAGGUAUGUGGCCAUUUGCUUCCCCCUCCACUAUACCCUACUCAUGAGCCGUGCCAUUUGUAUCAAGAUGGUCACAGUCUGUUGGCUCAUCACCAUAGCUGGGGCUCUUAUCUACAGUAUCUUCACCAUGCGUCUGCCUUAUUGUGGUCCCUACAAGAUAAACCACUUCUUUUGUGAGGUCCCUGCUGUCCUGAAGCUGGCCUGUGCAGACACCUCCUUCAAUGACCAGUUGGAUUUCGUCUUGGGUUUCAUCCUUCUUUUGGUGCCACUGUCCCUCAUCCUGGCCUCUUAUGUCCGCACCUUUGCCUCCAUCUUGAGGAUCUGCUCAUCCCAGGGGAGGUUCAAGUCCUUCUACACCUGUAUUACCCAUGUCACUGUGGUCACCAUGUUCUAUGGACCAUGCAUGAUCAUGUACAUGAGACCUGGCUCCUGGUUCGACCCAGAGCGGGACAAGAAGUUAGCCCUGUUCUACAACGUUGUCUCUGCCUUCCUCAACCCCAUCAUCUGCAGCCUCUGGAACAAGGAUGUAAAGGGAGCCUUUCUGAAGGUAUUUGGUGGUAGAGGGAAAGCUCAGUGA
This is a messenger RNA of Phyllostomus hastatus (greater spear-nosed bat), 948 nucleotides long. RefSeq names its product olfactory receptor 2A12-like. Gene Ontology annotation, cellular component: membrane. The transcript has a single exon. Gene Ontology annotation, biological process: G protein-coupled receptor signaling pathway. Lineage: Eukaryota; Metazoa; Chordata; Mammalia; Chiroptera; Phyllostomidae. Bases 1 to 948 code for a protein of 315 amino acids. Gene Ontology annotation, molecular function: olfactory receptor activity; G protein-coupled receptor activity. The record is from RefSeq and is a predicted model, not a curated record.